Messenger RNA from Miscanthus lutarioriparius, 963 nucleotides. The record is from the annotation of a GenBank genome assembly. Lineage: Eukaryota; Viridiplantae; Streptophyta; Magnoliopsida; Poales; Poaceae.
AUGGGCGGGCAGUGGGUGGAGGAGGGGAUGCCGCCGUCCAACCUGCAGUGCUUCUUGGACUGCACCACCCCCACCGUGGAGACGCACAUUCUCCCCAAGACGAAUGGACGAUUGCCGACCGAUGCCUGGCACCACGCUGAGAUGGACAGCGUCGAGUACUUCAAUCUUGCCGACCUCUGGGAACAGUACUAUGAGUGGAGCGCGUACGGCGCCGGAGCUACGGUGCAGCUCCCAGGAGGGGAGAGGGUAGUUCAGUACUAUGUUCCAUACCUGUCAGGGAUGCAGCUAUACACCAACAAGGCCCUGACUGCAUCCAGGAGCUUUGGUGAAGAUAAUGGCAUGGAUUUCUGGAGUGAUGAUGAGGACAACGAGAAGAUGUCAAGAUCCUGGAGUUCGACCUCUGAUGAAUCAUUGUUCAACUGUGAUGUGCUAUGGUCCAAUAGGAAGCGUCCAGGGCACCUGUACUUUGAGUUCUUUGAAGUAGGUUCACCUUAUGGAAGGGUCCCGCUCAUCGACAAGGUUUAUGAACUAUCCCAGGGCUUUCCUGGAUUGACGUCACUGAAGAGUGAUGACCUUUCGCCUGUUAGCUGGAUGUCAGUUGCCUGGUACCCUAUAUACCACAUUCCUUACCAGCGCAGCGUGAAGGAUUUAUCUGCAUGCUUCCUAACUUACCAUACCAUUUCCUCCUCGUUUCAAGAUCACGGGCUUGAGACCAUGACCAAUGAUUGUUGCCAUCCAGUUGCCAACGGCAAACAAAAUGGCCAUAUGGAUAAAAAGAGCAACACUGUAUCACUGCCUCCAUUUGGCCUCGCAGCACACAAGAUACAAGGUUCCCUCUGGACCAACCCCAUAACAGGAGAUCACAGAAAGAUGGACGUCCUCUUCAGCGCGGCAGACUCCUGGUUGAAGCAGCUUGGAGUCCAGCACCAUGACUUCAACUUCUUCAUCACUCACCCCAUGUGA